AUGCCCCAGGGCUUUGCGGGAGAUACCCCUGUUCCGACAACCAGCGAAGAGUGGAAAGACCGCGGAGCUGCCGUCAGCGUACGCCGGGAGCUCGACAAGAGCGGCCGUCCUGUCGUUCGGCAGGUCAAAAAAGGAGUUCGAGAUUUUUCCUUUGGCCGAAUUCUUGGGGAGGGCUCAUACAGUACCGUAUAUUUCGCAACCGACCGCCAAACACUCAAAGAAUACGCCAUCAAGGUUUUGGAAAAGAGACACAUCAUCAAGGAGAAGAAGAUCAAGUAUGUUAAUAUCGAAAAGAACACAUUAAACCGCCUAACAGAGCAUCCGGGCAUUGUCCGUCUCUACUACACGUUUCAAGACGAGACAUCGCUCUACUAUGUGCUCGAUUUAUGCAACGGCGGCGAGCUGCUAGGCGUGCUGAAGAGAACCGGCACCUUUGAUGUCGAAUGCACACGAUACUACGGGGCUCAGAUCCUCGACGCAAUAGACUACAUGCACUCCCGAGGCGUUAUACAUCGAGACUUGAAGCCAGAGAACGUGCUGCUUGACCACCAAAUGCACGUCAAGAUCACAGAUUUCGGCACUGCUAGGCUUCUUCCCGACCCUCGAACCGCUCAGGAUACAAAAGCCGAUGGGGGCGACGGGCUGGAUUCGGAUAGUCGGAACGGCGAUGAUGGCCGCGCCGCUUCUUUCGUCGGAACGGCCGAGUAUGUAAGCCCUGAAUUGCUCACGCACAAGAAUGCUUGCAAGGCUAGUGACCUGUGGGCUUUUGGUUGUAUCAUCUACCAGUUACUGGCUGGGCGGCCGCCUUUCAAGGCUGGAAGCGAAUACUUGACUUUCCAGAAGAUUGUCAAUCUAGAAUAUGAGUUUCCGCAGGGGUUUCCUCCUCUGGCACGAGACUUGGUCGAGCGAUUGCUCGUGCUUGACCCUGCUAGGAGACUGACUAUAGAGCACAUCAAGAACCAUGAGUUCUUCAGUGGCCAGCAGUUUGGGAGAUUUCUAUGGAGGUCCAAGGCUCCACGACUGAGGCCCUACGUCCCUCCAACCCCAGAGCCAAACAUCAUCCAACUCAACAACUUCUCGGCAAACGCUGGCUCAAAUACUCGAGCGCAGCCAUCAAACAAUACGCCCGGUGGUACAUCAAAUGGUAAUAGCCGACCUGCCCGUAUCAUUACAGAAUUACCACCCCCGACACAGCUAGACAUUGAAUGGUCACCUGUGCUUACAAAAUCGAACGAACGGAUUUUGAAGCUUGGGGAUUUGAUGGUGGUUUCUACGCCAAUACCCAACGGAUCUCAUGGCAAAGGAUCCGAUGAGGGUCAUAGGAAAUUAGCUCGGUUCUUUGGCGGAAGUACAACAAAGAAACGACAGAGACUUGUAAUGGUCACGUCAAGCGGCCGCAUUUUACUAGCUCCAGCCGGAGGUGAAGAAAAGAGAGCAAAGCAGGAGCUGUCACUUUUGGCUCCUGACACCACGUGGAAAACCCAUCAAGAUGCUAAAGGCCAGCAUGUAUGGUGUCUCGAUACGGGUGGUCAACAUUUUACCUUUGAGGAAACCAAAUCAUCAUCCAACUCAACAGGCGAUCUAGCGUUUGCUGAGGAGUGGAUCGAAAGCCUAGAGAGAGCCAGGGACAUGGCACUGUCCCAGACUUUAACAGCCGAUAACUCAUUUGGCGAGAUAUCCUCAACAGUGUCGACGCCCUCCAGCACUUUAGUCGGCAGAGGGAAUGGCUCUGACGGCUUCUCAACCAGCGAUCGAUCUGCACGUGGGCAUUUGACCAAAGGCCAGGCGAGCAUCGAGGAUCCCACGCCGGCAAAAAGAAAUCGUUUCAGCAAGAGGCAAUCGCGCAAUGGUUUGGGACCUGCAUUUUAAGUACACGCAAAGGAUGCUAGGGAAAGCUAACCCCAAUAGAAGAGUUGUCGAUUUCUUGAGCAAUCACUUCACUUUGGGCAUUCUGACUUGGGUAUAGUUUUAUCAUGCUAUACUG
Molecule: messenger RNA, 1984 nt
Organism: Trichoderma atroviride IMI 206040
Lineage: Eukaryota; Fungi; Ascomycota; Sordariomycetes; Hypocreales; Hypocreaceae
Biological process (GO): peptidyl-serine phosphorylation; intracellular signal transduction
Molecular function (GO): ATP binding; protein serine/threonine kinase activity
Source: RefSeq, a predicted model, not a curated record